Messenger RNA from Arabidopsis arenosa, 1426 nucleotides. Lineage: Eukaryota; Viridiplantae; Streptophyta; Magnoliopsida; Brassicales; Brassicaceae. The record is from the annotation of a GenBank genome assembly.
ACCUAUAUUACUUAUUAUUAUCUUCUUCAUUUUAUUUUAAUGUAUCAUUAAUAUUACUAACAAAAUAUUAAGAUUCAUCAAAUGUCGGUUCUUUCUUCUCGGACAGGACGAGAUCGUCAACGUUACGACAACAACUUCCGUCUCGUUUCUGGAUGCAUUCCUUAUAGGCUGAUUAAAGCUGACGAUAUUGAAGAAGACUCAAGUGUUGACUUUGUUAACAAACUUGAAGUUCUUAUGGUUUCAUCUCCUAAUCGUCAUGAUCUUGUCUUCCCAAAGGGAGGGUGGGAAGAUGAUGAGACUGUUCUUGAAGCUGCUUCUCGUGAAGCCAUUGAAGAAGCAGGUGUUAAAGGAAUACUUAGAGAAGUUCCUUUAGGAGUUUGGGAAUUUAGAAGCAAAAGUAGCACAGUGGAGGAUGAAUGUUUAGGUGGAUGCAAAGGAUAUAUGUUUGCAUUAGAGGUUACCGAAGAACUCGAGGAUUGGCCAGAGCGAAAGAAUCGUGAGCGGAGAUGGUUGAAUGUUAAAGAAGCGUUGGAGCUUUGUCGGUAUGAGUGGAUGCAGAGAGCACUUGAAGAGUUUUUGAGAGUAAUGGAAGAUGAUGGAAGAUUGAGAACAGAGGAAGAGACAGUGCAGGAUUCUUCAAAGCUAGAGGAGGAGUGUCAAAUAGAUCCUUGAAACAAGAGCAAAAACAAACAAGAGAAGAAGUCACAAGAAGGGAAGUACCUUGGAGUAAGGAGGCGUCCAUGGGGAAGAUAUGCAGCUGAAAUCAGAAACCCUUUUACUAAAGAAAGACAUUGGCUUGGAACGUUUGAUACAGCCGAAGAAGCUGCUUUUGCCUACGAUGUUGCUGCUCGAUCCAUCAGCGGCUCUCUAGCUACAACAAACUUCUUCUACACUGAAAACACCUCUUUAAAAAGGCAACCACAACAGUUGUUACAGUCUUUAGGCCCUGAUAUGACUUGGGGAUUAUCUUCUAGUGUCUGUCUUCUUCAAGAUCAGCCUUUUGAAAACAACCAUUUUGCUGCUGAUCCUAUCUCUUCUUCUUUUGCGCAAGAACAAGAGUCUUCUGCCAAUCUCACUAACACUUUCUCACAUUGUUAUGAUGAUGGCGAUCAUGUUGGUCAAAGCAAAGAGAUUUCUUUACCUUCUUUGCCUAAUGAUAUGUCAAACAGUUUAUUCGGUAUUCAGGACAAAGCCGGUGAACACGACAAUGCAGACCAUAUGAAGAUUGGCUCAGUUCUCAGCGAUGAACCUCACUGCUUCGAGUGUGACUACAUUGGGAAUUAUCUUCAGAGUUUUCUCAAAGAUGUAAACGGUGAUGCUCCUCAGUUUCUUAUGUGAUCUUUUAUAAGCACUUUCAUACCAAUCCUUCACUUUAUUUAAUAUGAAAAGUAUUGUGUCUUUUUUUAGCGUCAAAUGCAGAGUUGUG